Messenger RNA from Symbiodinium sp. CCMP2592, 1980 nucleotides. The record is from the annotation of a GenBank genome assembly. NCBI's taxonomy places the organism in Eukaryota, Dinophyceae, Suessiales, Symbiodiniaceae.
AUGUCCGGCUUCGGGAUUCCUGGAUUGCUCGAGCAGUGGAAGUCAAGCUGGCUCGACCCAGCCCUGGACUACAUUGAAGGAAGCAAGCUGAAAACAGACUCUCACCUCAACCAGGCCAGCAAUGAAUACUUCGAGGAAGAGAUCAAGGCUUCAACAAGAAACUUUGAUCCGAGCUGUUUGCUUGGCUCUGGCACCUUCGGUAGUGUCUACCGUGGAACGAUGAAGGACGGGACAGAGGUCGCCAUCAAGGUCUUGCAAGUGCCAGAGGAGGCAGGCUUUGAGGAAGAGAUAAAGGUUCUCUCCAGAUUCCGGCAUCCCAACCUUGUGAUCCUCAUGGGCUUCGCUCGACAUGCAGCGACCUUCCCGCGUAUCUUAUGGCUCAAAGGCACUAGCUAUGCUGCAUGCUUUCUUGUGUUUACUUCGCUGAGCAUGCCCGAGAUGGGUGCUGCAAUGGCUUCGGAGGCUGCAGCGCCUGCGGCGACAGGGAGCACAGCGGCUGCAUCUGGCUCCCAGCGCGAGAGGUCAGAUGUGGCAGACUUGCAGAAGCAACUUCUGCAGGAGCAAUCGCCUGGACUUCCGAGAAAUAACUCUUGGAGUGGCGCGGAGAACCGUGAGAGAAUGAGCCCAGAGUUAGCUGCCUCCCGCAGACUGCGAGAGCCGGGAGGAUUUCGGCGAGGGUUUCUGCAAACGCAGGCCAUAAAUCAGGGGCUACAAGCGGAGGAUUUGCCCCAAACGUGGAGUCAGCGAUUGGUUGACACACUGGCUGCAACCAGCUUCCAGGUUGAAAGUCAUGUUUACGGACUGAAUCUCAGUGAUGACGAAGAUGCUCAGCCUAUUCGGCAUGGCGCAAGCAAUCUUAGCAUCGCAUUCUUGAUCUUCAAGGGCAACUGCGGCUGUGCCAUCCUGUACAUGCCUCGUGGCUGGAUGCACGGAGGUCUUCUACUUGCCUCCAUCGUCGUGCCGUUAAUCGGCUUCGCUUCGAUCUGGUGUGCGCUCUUGCUGCUCAAGGUUCGCCUAACGACAGAGAGUCAUGCAGGUUACGGUGACUUGAUGAACAAUGCGCUCGGGCCAAGUGGCCGUGCUGCUUCCAACCUCUUCAUUGUCCUCUUGCAGCUGGGAAUCUGCUGCACCUACUUCAUUGUCGCCUCCAAGCUUCUGCAGACCACGCUUCUCCCGAAAACGUCCUUGGAGCUCUUGAUUGCCGGCAUGGCCGUCUUUAUGGUACCCUUGGUAGCCGUGCGGAAGGUGGCCUCCCUCUGGCCCCUAAGCUUGGCGGGCACGGCGCUCGUGAUUUUGGGGCUCCUCAUCGUGGGGACGCUGGAGGUCCAGGCGGUGGUGGAAGAGUCACCGGAGCUCACGCUCAUGAACUGGAGCCAACUGCUGGUUUGUAUUGGCCAGGCUUGCUUCAUGUUCGAGGGCAUCGGCCUUAUCUUGCCAACUUAUGACGCCAGCAAGAAGCCGGAAGACUUUUCGUGGAUUUACGUCCUCGUCCAAACUGGAACACUUGCAGUCGUUUGCGCCAUUGGAGUGCUUGGUUACAUGGCAUUUGGCAGUGAUGUUUCGAAUCUCAUCCUGCUGAACUUCCCACAGUCUAUUGCAGUAUUUCUCGUCCGCUUCGCCUUUAUGCUGCAAGUUUGGUGCUCCUUUCCGCUGCAGUUCCUGCCAGCAACUCGGCUACUGGAAACCUUUUUCUUUACACCUGUAUCUGAUCCUCCACUGAUGCGAAAAGCUGCGAAAACGGCUUUUCGGGCACUUGUCGUGGUGCUCCUUGCCGGAGUGGCUGUCCUGGGGGCUAGCAAGCUUGAUAACUUCGUGAGCCUCAUUGGCGCUCUUUGCGGUGUGCCGCUGGCUUUUGUUUUUCCUGCCGUUGCCCACUAUAUCCUCGUGAAGGAGUGUCUUUGGUCAGACAUCUUGCUGGUUGCUUUUGGAAUUGCACUGACCGUCGUGGUAACUGGCGUCAAUGUCGCUGCUUUCUUCUAG